UCAAGCCUUUUUGGAAACAGUGGUGCCAAGACCUUUGGAUUUGGCACCACCACCUCCUUUGGCGAGCAGAAGCCAAUGGGCACAUUCAGUUCUGGUGGAGGGAGCGUGGCAUCUCAAGGCUUUGGGUUCUCCAGCCCGACUAAAGCAGGUGUUAGUUUGUCUAUUGUUUCUUAUUGUGGACAUAGGAAGCUGCCUUCCGCCAAGUCAGACCCUUUGGUUCAUCUGCCCCAGUAGUGUCAGUGCUGACUGGCAGAAAUGGCCCUUCUCCCAGGGUUUCAGGCAGGGGACAUUCCCAGCUCUACCUAGAGAUGCUAGGGAUUGAACCUGGGACCUUCUGCAUGUAGAGUGGAUGCUCUACAACCAAGCUUUCCCCACUAUGGGGAGAAAUGGGGAGAACUCGUUCUUCUAGCAUGGGGAAGAUCCUCCUGCCUUUUGAACAACAGUUACAUCAGAUCUUGUGUUCUAGGCCAACUUACACAUCAUCACGUAGGGGACAUUGGCUUUGAGUUUUCUUGUGGGUUUUCCCUUGUGGCUUCCGGUUGGGCCUUGUGGGAACCUGGUACAGGUCAAGAUGAGCCACUUGCCUGAUACAGCAGCCAGACACUUCUGAUGUUCUUGUGUUCUCCCUUCCACUUUUUACUUCUUUCUUCUUUUCAAGGCUCAGAUUGGCAGCCAAACAGAAAACUGUGCAGCCAGGAGGUGCAAAGGGUGUGAUUCUGUAGCCUUAUUAGACUUUACCGAUUGGUGGGCUCUGCGUUGCUUCCGGACGGGAGGAAGGAAGUCAAAUGACACCGAGGGUUGGUUCAGAGAAAGAGUUCUUUAUUUCUGCUCUCCAGAGCAGCAGAAAGGCACUUGCGUGGUCAGUCCACAGGAAGUCCAAAGAAAUGAGAGUUUUCAUGCAGUAUAUAUAUCCUCCAGGCACCCUCUCCCCCCUUCCCCAGGAAUCCAGUCAUGUUAGCUUGUACACGCAGGUUGACAUCACAGGUGUUCCUGCUCCGGUACUCUUAACGAUAAAAGGGUUUUCCUUCCUGUACCUCUGACCAUAAAAGGGUAUUCCUGUUCCUAUACUCUUACCUUGGAGCAAGAGGUCGCCAACUCCAAGAACACACUCUGGCGCUCUUCCCGGACUAGGUCUGCACGUCAGAGUGUGUUCAGAAUGUAAGAUAAGACCCAGACGUGCCAUCCCUACUCCACUGGAACAGCCAAGGUCAUCCUUUGCCGUGACUGAUAAAGGAGAGAGCUUUGUUUAUACAGCUGUGUUCUUGUUAUGCAUUUGCUCAACAGCAUUUUAGAAAUGCAUUUUAGAAAUGCUCCCUUGGAGAAAGAAGAAAAGGGGGGUUUGGGAUCCCGUUUCAAACUGACUGCACAGAAACCCAUUCCUUCAAUUCCAGAGCGUGUUGGGAGGAAAAGAGAACAACUGAGAGGCAGUGAGGGGAGAGAAAGCGAGGUGCUGCAGGAGUCAGGGAAGAAAGUGGAGACAGACACAUGCACAGAGGGAGGGAGGAGGCAACCAUGUAUACAAGUGUUGAUUACGAUAAAACAGGUCUUCUUCUUUUUAUGGGUCUUUCCCCACCACUGUUGUCAUCAAAUUGUAGAUCACAUCUUUCUCUAGAUAUGUAGUGAACUGACCCAAGAGGAGGGUGGGGAGAAGCAACCAUAGAGGAUGGUGCCCUCAAUACUAUAUCAGUAUUCCCACAGGCUCCAAAAGGAUGGGUGACCUUUGUAUGUUGUGACUUUUAACAGUUGUGCUUAUGUCCUGCUUUCAGGCUUCCUUUUGGGGCAUCUGGUUGACCACUGUGAGAACAGGAUGGUGGGUUUAGAUGGGCCUUUGGCCUGAUCCAGCACCCAGGCUCUUCUUAAAUUCAUAUCAGGGUGCUCUGCAGCUCAGACCAGGAGCUCUGUAGGUCAGGUGCUGGUUCCCUGUGCCACUGGUACUGGUGGAUGGCAGAAAGGAAGUGAGCACAGCUCAAUGGUUGAGCACCUGCUUUGCAUGCCGCAGGUCCCCUUACGGUAGAAAAUGAUAUAUAGACCUAUCAGAGGCAGCUUGACUCUGAAUACUAGUUGCUGAGAAUUGCAAGAGGGGAGAGCAGUGCUGCACUCAAGUCUUGCUUGCAAGCUUCUCACUGGGGCAUCUGGUCGGCCACAGUGAGAAUAGGAUAUUGGGCCAGCUAGACUUAUGCCCUGGUGCAGCAACCAGGCUCUUCUUAUGUUCUUAACUUGCAAUACAUGCAUUGGUUCCCACGAAACUUGGAGGACAUAGGUAAAACCCAAUGGCUCAUGGACAAAAGUGUCACUGGAUCUCUAAUCUCUGCUAAAUAAUUUAGCUGCAGCUCUCUCUCCCCCUCCCCCCCCCGACAGUUGUGUUUACAACCGGGUAGUAUCUGUUACAUUGGUCAGACUGGAAUUUCACCCAGGGUAUUAAAAUGCACCUCCAGUCAAAAACAGCAAGGAGCUAUAUUGGUAGUCAUUUCUUGUAGCGGACAGGCAGCCUGUUAAUCAGAUGGAAGUGUGCGUUGAAAAGUGUCCACGUAAAACAGUAAAAACUGAGCUGCAUAGAAGACUGGGGGAGGGGAGUUAAUUCCAUGCCAGGGAUAUAUAUUUUUUAUUUUUUAUUUGUUGGCAAACAGACAGAAAAUAAGAUUAGCCGGUAUCAUGAUUCCUCUAUGUACAUCUGCAGGGCAGCCUCAGUUGAAAUGCAGGUGAUGCUUGUGUGUUCCAGUAAACCAUGGUUUAGCAGGAAGUGAAACCUGCCCAGCCUGGUUGCUCUCACUUGGCUGCUCCCUCUGGUGCAAGCAGGAGAAGCAUACCGAGAGGGCACAGUUAAGCUUGCCUUCUUAUGACAAACGCAAGUGUGGUUUGUUUUUCCCUGGCAAGUCAGAAUCACAAGCCACAGCCUUCAAUCAUGGUUCUUCGUUUGCUUUCAAAUCCUACCUUGUUUGGGAAAAGCAAAUUCCAGCCUCAGCUUUGGAUGUUACCGGAAGCCAGACUUAGUUGUGGCUUCCUGACUUAUUUCUCUUGUCUCAUGCCAGGGUAAGAGCAAAGUGAGGAGUGAUCAGACAACUCUGCAGAAGCAUGCCCCUUGUUCCCAAUAAGGCAACAACUUGUCCUGACUUGUCAUGCAUGACCUGUGAACAGAGCCAGUGUGCAGAUGUGGUUUUUUUAGGUCAAAGAAGGAAGAGAAGGUCAGCCAGAAUUAUCAUAAGUGGCACCUUUCCUAAGAGGGAACUUAGGGGUUGGGUGUUGCUUUUAAAAAAUUGAAUUCGCUCCCCCCCAGCUUCUAUCCCAAGGAUGGGAAACCUGUGGCCCUCCAGAUGUCAUUGGACUCCAGCUUCCAUCAGCCCCAGCCAGCAGGGCACAGUGGUCAGGAAUGAUGGGAGUUGUUGUCCAGCCAUGUCUGAAGGGCCACUGGUUCCUCACCACUGUUCCAUCAUACCCACACUUGAUACAUAGGUACAAUAGAGGUGUAUCAAAUUAUUCAUGGUGUGGAGGAGGAGGGGGGAUAUAGGAUUCCCCACUUCCUUUUUCUAUAUUACUCAAACUCAAGUUGUUAGGGUUAGGGUUAGGGAUUCAGGACAGACUAAAGAAAUUACUUCUUUGGACAAUGCAGAAUUUAAUGUGUGGAAUUUUCUGCCACGAGCUGUCUUUGUGGUCUUUAACGGGCAGUAGAGAAAUACAUGAAGGAGGGCAAAGUUUGUCCACAGUUGUUAGCAUGCUAGGGGCCAGACAAUGGAGGAGUGGGCUUUGGUUUUCACAUCCUACUUAUGGGCCUCCAGGAUGCAUUUGGCAGCCCACUAUGUGGGAAAACUGUUGGGAUACUGCCAGGGAGACAGAGGCAUCAGGCCUCCACGUCGUCUCUGGAUGAUCACCGGUCUCCCGUGGAAACAGCAUCAGUCAAUUAGCAACACGAGCCUCAGACACAUUCCAAGACUCAUGCACGCCCUUUUCAGCAGUCUCCGCAACGGAAGAUUCAGACAGAAGAGCAUAUUUACAGCUUUAUUCAACGUAGGUCAGAACAAAGGAAAAACAUGACUGCUUGCAUCCGUGUCGAGGAAAACAGCCAGAACAAAAGCUAUAUACAAAACGGAAGUUCCCAGCGAGAACAGUGCAGGGAGUAAACAGGCAUGUGACACACAACAAUCAUGCCUGACUCUUUUAAGGAGGAACGGAACUAUAUCCUAACAUCCUCCCCCUUUCCGUGUAACCUGUAGUACCUGUGGUUCAACCCAAUUGCAACCUCUGUACAUAAACCUUAAGUUGUUCUCUGUUAACAACCUUAGACAACAGAUCAGCAGGAAUUUCAUUUCCUGGCAUGUAGGACACCUGAAUGAGUCCUUUCGGAAUACACUCUCUUGCACGAUGUAACUUAAUCUGCAAGUAUUUGGUUCUUUGCUUGCAACUCUCUGAGUUCAGCAAAGCCAAACAGGAUCUAUUGUCUUGAUACACUUGUAUAGGACAUUUCACAGAAACUCUGAUGUCCUGAAAUAUUUGCAUCAACCAUUCACAAUCCAUGAGUGAAAAUGACAGAGCAAUUAAGUUCUGCUUCACAGGAACUUAGGCUUACUGUCGUCUGUUUCCUGCACAGCCAGUCAAACAUGUGAGGAGAAUCAGAACUUACAGGGUUAAACAGUUCUGUGUGACGUCUCACAUUCUGAGGCGUGUUUUGGUUCACAUAUGGGAAUCUUUCUUUGUGUGUGAGUUUCCUUUCGUUUUUGGCUGAGAGGCGAGAAGGAUGUCUGCUCUCUCGCCAGGACUGAUUUAUGAUGUUUUUCUUCUCAUUAAAGGCUGUUCGAGAUUAACAAGAAGCCUGCGUUCAGUUUGAUUUAUUAUCCACACACAAGGCAACACCUUCUACCGCUGCUAAAGAACUCUGCUAAGAGCUUCAAAGAGCUCACGUCUUCUGUCGGCACAAGCGUCCAAAGGCACAGGGGAAGUGUGCUGGACGCCAUCUUAUCUCACAGGUUAUGGAAGCUAGCCAAGCUUUGGAAGCUGUUGCCACAUCGUGCCUGUGUGUGUGGGAGAAGCCAGCUGGAGCCCCUGCCUAACGUUUGAGGCAGGGAGGCUUGCUGGGGAGGAUCAAUCUCAUCUUCAGGACCGGGUGCCGAGAGGAGCUGCUGUUUACGUGAGUAGGCUCAGCCCCGGGGGAGAAGAUGGCAGAUGGCCAGGUGUCAUACUCAGUCCCUUUUGCAAAGCUGAAUGGGAGCAACUGGGAGGAGUGGUCAAGGAAGCUGAAGGCCUGGCUGGUAGCCAAGGGUCUGUGGGAGGCGACCCGAGGGCCCCCACAGCAAGCUGCAGCGGUUGUUGCAGCUGCCCAAGCCUCACAGAGGAAAGACCAGAAAGCCCUAGGAGCUAUUGUGCUCAGUUUGGAGGGCUCACAGCUACCUUUGGUGGAGGGUCUUGAGACUGCCCAGGAGGUCUAUCAGGCACUAGAGAGAGUGCACCACAGGACCACAGCUGGGGCAAAGAUCCACACCACCAGAAGCUUGUUUGAGCUGAAGCUGCGUCCUGGUGAUAGCAUCAGACAGCAUGUGACUAAGGUGCUCUCUGUUUUCAACAAGCUGAGACUGUUGCAAGCGGAUCUUACGCUGCAAUAUGUGACUGGUCGUUUCUGUGACGAGGAGGAACGCUGUCUCAAAGAGGGCCGAGCUGGCGCAGGGUGCCCUGCCGGCAACAGAGGGGGGGCCAAGCCAGAAGGCACAGUUCAGGCUUUUUCCACUCAUCAUUGUUUUGUCUGCGGGUCUGUUGACCAUUUGCGACGAUCCUGUCCGAGGAGAGCCAGAGAGGCUGGGCAGGAUGUCUCCAAGGUCACUUCCCAUGGCAGUCAGCCAAGUCCUCAUGGCAGCCAGCCAGGUUUCCAUGGCAGCCAGUCUAGGAGAGGAGGCCAGCGUGGGAAUGCAAAGGGAGGACGUGACAGAGGAAGUGAGAAGGACGGUUCUUCUUAUCACCUAGCUGCCUCUAUGGCAACGCUGAAGGACAACUCCGGUGAGGGCAGCAUGCUGCAUUGGGUCAUCGACUCAGGAGCCAGCCAUCACCUGAUGUGGAAAUGUGGAACUGCAGGGCUGUUUCAACUGGGAAAACAGUCACUCUUGCUGAUGGCUCACAGAGACAAUUGACCACUGUUGGAAAUGUGUUUGUUUCUUUUUUACAGGCAGAGCUGGAAGUCUACGUUGUGCCAGGAAUGAAGUGUUGUCUUUUAUCUGUAUCUGCUCUUGUAAAAGAGGGUUAUAAGGUUUGCUUUGAAAAUGAUGUCUGUUCUAUUUCCAGGGGUGGGAAACAACUGGUCAAUGUUGCAUGUCAGAACAACCUCUUUGUUCUGGAGACACCUCUGGAGGGUAAGGGGAACACUGAGACAGCACAGGCGCAGUGUGCUAACGUUCCCACACAUGAUUCGUGUGCUCACUUGUGGCACAGGAGAAUGUCGCAGAAGUUAUAUAUCCAGAAGUUACCAGAGUACACUGAGGGUUGCAAGAUGAAAGCAUGUGAUAAAUUUCUGGAUUGUAGGGCGUGCAAAAGAGCAAAGAUAAAAAGGUGCAGUUAUCCCAGAUCGGAGAGGGUAACCACCAGGCCUUUUGAGCUAGUGCAUACAGACCUUUGUGGACCCAUGCCAGUACCGAGUCUGGGCAGAGCCAGGUAUGCGCUCACACUGACAGAUGAUUUUUUGAGGAACGGCUGGAUCUUCUCGCUUAAACGGAAAAGCGAGGCAGCUCAACUGAUCGAAGACUGGGUUGCGGCGGUGGAACUAGUUUUCCACCAAGGUGCAGAGCUUUCAGAGUGACCGAGGCGGAGAGUUCACUGGGUCUGCUCUGCAGAGUUUCUUCCGCCAGAAGGGGAUAAGUCACAGGUUGACGGUUGCUUUUUCUCCGCAGGAGAAUGGCGUAGCGGCGCGCAGGAACAAAACGUUAGCUGAGGCAGCUGACGCUCUACUGUUUGACUCUGGUUUGCCUCAGAGCUUUUGGGUCGAAGCUUGGAAAGCUGCCAGCUUCACUUUGAACAGGUCCUAUAGCUCUGUUGUAGGAGACACGCCCUAUUUUCUGCUGCACCGGAAGAAGCCCAAGGUGGAGCGAACGGGGGAGAAGGCGAGGCCAAGAUGCGGGUUAUUGGCGAUUGCCGGGUCCCUGGUUUGAAGGUCCGGGGGCACCUCUAUUGUUGUUGUGGAAGUACCCCUGCCCCCCCGAAAGGGCUGCUGCUUGUUCUUAAAGCACGAAGAGGCGGGGUGAUUACCCCAGCACCUGUCACAUUCGUGUAAAUACUUACAGGCGGGUCUGGAGCAUACACCCCUGUUGAACUCCCAGCAGAGGCGACGCCGCUUCACCUCAGUCUUACCAGCCUUGGUCAAUGUCGAUCCCGGGUUUUUCUUUUCAAUAUACGGGUUCACGUCCUCGCCCCAGUAGUUAGGGUCCGUUAGGUCCCAUCGAGUGGUAGGGAGGAGAGAAGCAUUUCUACGAAAAUUCUCGUCAUACAUUAGCGCGGCAUGCUCCCCCGCGAGAGAGUGAGCCCGCCUAACAUGAGCUAAAUAGGCCACCAAAUCCAUGGAUCUCCGAGGAUACGCCGCGCAAACAACUCCCAUGAAAACUUGGUACCCGUCUAGCCAGUUUUCGAACGUGCGCUCCGCCCUGGGGGUCCGGUAUCUUCCUUUACCAGAAGAUCGCCUCUUUUCACCUUUACCUAACAGCUUUGUUGGAGGGAGCAGGGUAAACAUGUCUACGUAAUCGCCAUUGAGGAUCUUAUUCCUCUUCUUCUGGGACAAAUGAUUCCCCAAUAUAAAAUCGGUGGACUGAUCGGUAGCCACCUUUACAUCCUCAACCAGGGCCCCAUCCUUCCAGUCCAAUACUCCAUUAAACGUUUUACGGUGAGAGUUGGCCCUCCUUUCGUGAGCCCACAGUGGAAUCCCGUGAUUCCCUUCUCCCAAGCCCCAGUAACCAUCCAUGGGACAGUCGCUGUCCGAAUCAGAAGAUGACGUACCUGUCUCAUCUUCCGUCUCGGAUUGCCUGCUCCUCUUCUUGGCGGACGUGUGCUUCUUCUUACACUUCCGCUUGCCGCCCUGGACCUCGACGAUGGUCGGAUUCGCCUCGGCCACCGGCUGAGCCACUUGGUGUUCCCUGCGCUCUUCCUCCCCGCCGGAAUUCUCACUGUCCUCGGUAGAGUUAUGCUGGGGCUGCCGCUCCUGGAACACACUAGGUAUGUCUACCGCCUGUGAGAAAGUAUUGGAGCUCGCACCCUUGGAAGUGACCUUACCCUUGCCAGGAACUUUUGACGGUGCCUUACCUUUUCCCGUGCCUUGAUUGGCCUUCCUAGAACUGGCCGCUUGGGCACGGGUAUUCGGCCGACCCGUACCGGACGUUUCGGCUUGGGCACUGGCCCCCGCUGGUCCUGGGAUUCCUAGCUGCCCUUGAUUGCUGGGCGGUGUAUCCGGAAUAACAUCCUGUGAUGGGUUGGGGACGAGGGGAGCUAAAUUCCCAGGCCUACAUUGCCUAUAGAAUGUUUCAAACGCCCGGAAAAAUUGAGCGAAGGCCUGCGGGUCGGAGGGCAUGGCCGCUGCUUGCGCGCUACCAUUAUUUGCGCAAGGUGCCUGCUGAUUGCCCGAGGUGGUUGCCUGCUGUUCUCCUCCUGAAGCCAUGACAAAGUAUAUACAGAACCUGAGGGAACUCUAAGUGGUUUACAAAGCAAAAUGGCACUGCCUUGCAAUUACACACGGCCCAGGAGUCCGACUAGCUCAGUAUUGUCUACAACCUUUAGGCUCUAUGCAGGAACCAUGGAGUAAAUAAAUUCUUAUCUAGUUGCCCGCCUUAAUAUGUAGUAUUUAUGUAUUUAUCUAUUUAUUUCUGAUAUAUAUUUAUUUGUUUAAUUCAAUUCUUUCUUUAUUGUUUAUGUAUUUGUUUAUGAAUUUAAAUUUAUUUAUUUAUGUAUUUAUUUAUUUAUUUACCUCCUGUACUCAAGUUGCUGCCAAGGCUCAGCUUAAUUGGAAGUCUGUUCCCAAUAUACCAAUUGUAUUUACCUGUUUAUCAAUACCAAGUAUUAAUUACAAUUUUCCCCCUUGAAAUAUUUGUAGUUAUUUAUUUGUUUAUUUAUUUAUUAUUUAUUUAUUUUUAAUUUAUUUAUUUAAUCGUUUGAUAGGGGGAGGAUCGAAUGAGUUGUAAUAUACAAUGCCUGGCGUAUUGUAUUUAUCAAGCUAAAGCCUGAAUUACAAAUAAAACCUUAUCAGGAUUUUUACUGUUUAUUGCUUUGGUUAUUGUUACUAUUGGAAAUGUAAUCCUGUAUUAAGAGUGUGAGCAGACGUAGCCCGAUAUGCUUGUUCUGCCUUCAAACAGACACAGUUAUGAAUGAUAAGCAGCCCAGGAAAUCACAAUUGCCUUUUUCGCGUGACCCAAGGAAGCCUCGCAAUAAGGGUCAGAAAAAACGCUAGAAAAUCAGGGAAGGGAAGAACGUAAACCCAGCAAAACAAUCACCAACCCUAUGAGUUCUAGCACAAAAACGGCAGCCCCAAACACCAAGCCAAGGGCCGAAAAGAAUUAAAAUAAGUAAAGAGGACAAGCAAUGUUAAAGGCUUUUAAGCGCUGAUGCUGUAUUGCCUGUUGAGGAUCGCUGGUAAAAGAAGGGUAAAUCUGCCCUCCUAAGAUGGCGCCUGCCCUCUCCAAAAUGGCCGCUCGGGCCUGACCACGUGGACCAAACAAGAUGGCACCCGCUAUAGAUCUGAGGGUUAAGCUGCCCUCCCAAGAUGGCGCCUGCCCUCCCCAAAAUGGCCGCUCAGCCUGACCACGUGGACCAAACAAGAUGGCGCUCGCUAUUGAGCUGAACGCUAGAUGCCUCACUUAAAAUGGCGGACGCCCUGAGACCGCACCACGUGAUCGACCACAACAGCUUCGGAAGCUGUGGUUGCCCCCGACAACCUAUAAACAAUCUACCGGCUAAGUACGAGCUUGCUAUAUUCCCGGAACACAGCAAGGGAACAACGAUACCCAGUUAAACAAAUAGACUUCCCCCCAAGCAGCAAGGACAGGGGAGCCCGCGAAUAAAGGCAGCAAGAACCCCACGGCCAAACCUCAAUUCUCCGGCUGUCCGCACUCUGAAGCCUGGGACUCCGAGGUUCCUCCUACAGCAAAGUGGGGCGUGCAGCACCGAAUCCUCCGAGGAAAAUCACGUGAACAGGGAAUCGCCGAAAGCAACGUCGACAGGGAAGCGCCGAAUAGAAAUAUCAAUCCCAAGCUGCAGGAGAGCCGACGCUGCGAGCUGAGCUCCUAAGCUGCCGCGCCAGCCGGAGAAACCACAGCAAUUGCGGAACACGCGUGUUGGCCUAAUCCUACCACGCACCGCUGAAGCUAUCCAUGAUCCUCCUUGUGACACCGCAAAAUUACAAGACGAAGGUAGGCUUCCAAAAUACACGAACCGCUCUGCAAAAUAUCCAAAAAAUCCGCUCAGGUGGCGAGGGGCAAAGAGGGCGGUCCCCGGGCGUACCUGGCCUUAAAUAGGUCAGGCCACGCCUCCCCGGCCCGCCGAUUGGCGGGUCAGGUCGGAGGCACGCCCGGGGAUUCCCUGAGUCUCGCGGGGGCAUAAGGCCAGCCCCCGCGUGGGGGAGGGGGUCGCCCGCAACCCCCUCUCCUCCGAAGGCGGAAAUGGCUUUGUAGGAGACACGCCCUAUUUUCUGCUGCACCGGAAGAAGCCCAAGGUGCAUUUCUUCCGUGUGUUUGGUUGCGAAGCUUGGGUGCUUGUGCCAAAGGCUCAAUGCAAGAAAGGUGACCCGAGGUCCCGGAAAAUGAUCUUUUGUGGGUACAGAGCCUGGGACAAAAGGGUGGAGGUUUGCCUAUCCAGAAGGCGAUCAGUCCAGGAUUCUAGUCAGCAGGAGUGCUGAGUUCUGUGAGCAGAGUGGUUGGUCAAGGAUCCAUGCGAAUCCUGACGUUCUCUCAGAGUGUCUGUCUGAUUCUGCUGAGGAGGGAGAGUUAGAAGCUGAACCUAUUGAUGAGGACCAGGUCUCUGACCAGGGUCAAGAACAGGGAGGGGCAUCUCCACAGGUUGUUAAAAGAGAUCCCAAAAGUGAGCCUUCGUCUCCCGUUAGUAAAGUGCAGAAGGCCAGAAGACGCAGUAAGUCAGAGGGGGAGUCUUCUGAUAACAAGGACACACUAGCUGGCCCCAGUGGGUCAGAGGGAGCACCUGAGACAGUGCUCAGACGUUCCACACGCACUACAAAGGGGGUACCACCUGAGAGGUUUGAGGUCACCAGCGUGUGGGUUGGUUUAGCGCAGUGCGAACCAGAAAGUUUUUUAUUUAUUUAUUUAUUGAAAUUUGAAAAAUACAAAACUUACACAAAAACAAAACAGAAACAAAAAGUAAAAAAUAAAGAUACAAAAAAUAAAGGUACAAAUAUGAGAAAAUAGAAAAUAUAAAGGAAAAAUAAAGAAAAAAAACAAAACAAGUUCAUUAUUUUCAAGUCCUUAAUUGUCAUUACCUUCUUUCUUAGACCUCCUCCUCCUCCCUUCCUUUGUAUUCUAGUUAUUAAUUAUCCCAGCAAAUCCUUUCCUUUCCAUAUUUCAAAAAAAUAAGGCAUAAAAAGAGUUCUAAACUAAUUUGAUCCUAUCUUUCUAUAUUAAAAUAAACCUUAAAGUUUAAAAUUUAAGUCUUAACUUUACCAACUUCUUGUGUUCAUAAUGUUCUUUCAUAAUUCUUUAUACAUCUUUACUAAAGCCAGGUAAUUUCUUCCAACAUUUUUCUAUCAUUCAUCAACUUUAUAAAACAUUCUAUUAGUUAAAAAAGAGAAAAAGAAGCACAUAAGCAAGUCCAAUCUUUAUCCAACGUCCCUUCCUCCUGGUUCCGGGAUUUGUCAGUCCUUAUUCCCCAAUCUAACCCGGUGACCUUAUGUCCGAGGCCCUCAGGUCACUUCCAUGGCCCUUCCGCUGCUCUUCUUCAUAUUUGUGGCUGUAGUCUCUUGCUCGUGGUAACUCCAACUUAAUAGUGUUUUUAGCCCUUCUCAUCAGAUCAGACCCUUUUCCGUAUUCAUCGCUGCAUUCCAUGUAGUGUUUAAAAGCAUACUUCAUGGGCCCUCCAUAAUUGUGGGCCCCCACAAUCCCAAACAUAUCGCAGCCUGUUACCGUAUUUAAGAAGUCCAGAUAUCCCGACGUAGGGGGGUCGAUCCAGCCCCCCAUUUCCAGACCACACCGAACUUUCCCUUCCCAAAUCUGGUUUUUUCCAAGUUCCUUUUUCCAAUCCGAAGGAUCAAACUCCUGUUGGGUCUGUUCUGUCAAAACACUCUCCUGAUUUGAUGCCACAAACCCCUGUUCUGUCAAAACACACUCCUGGUUUAAGUCCUGGAUAGACUCCACAUAUAUUCCCACAGUCUGGUCAAAACAUUCCACUGCCUGUCUAAGAUUUCUAGUCGAAUUAGCCAUCCGGUUCACCUUAUCAUGUAAUUCUUCCAGUAGAGUAUUUGUUUUGUAGAGCAGGCUCACCCAGACUUCUGAAAACAUUGUUACACUUUCCCACGGUAUUUUGUACCAACUGUCAAGUCCUUAGGAUUAGUUACAGUUUCAAAGGCUUCCCCUAGGGGGAAGACUUAUAUUUGUUUUUGCUACAUUUCCAAAAUACUUGAAAUACUUUAUCCAUAUAUAUUCCUUUAAAAUGCGAAAGGGAACAGUAAAGUCGCAAGAAUUUUCUUCUUUUAACUAUCUGUCACACACAAUUAUCUUGAUAGAUUCACAUCAGUCCUGACUUCCCCGCUCCAGGAUCAGGACGAAAAUAACUUCCUUUUACUCCUUCAAAUAGUCCAAAGAAUAUUCCCAGUUUAAAAUGUUGGAAUCCACUCUUUUAAAAGCGAUUUUCUAAGCUCUAGUGUAAAUUGCCUUUGCUUUGUUCUAUUUACAAAAGAACGGAAGGGUGACUUCCUGUUUAGCCCUUCCCGCUCCGUACCAAAUUCAAUAGGUUUUUUUCCUUUUUUUUUAUAAUCCAAUUCUGUCCUUUUCGCAAAUCUUCAUUUACUGUCCCAUUUGUUCAAAUUCUAAGUACUCACGGGUGUUUAUUUUAAAGUACGAUUGGUCCAGGAGAAAGGCAGCGCUCUCCGGCAACAGCUACGCGGCUUCACUCCACAAAGAAGCAGACGACUCACAGCACAGCGCCACUUCCCCGCUCUGUUCCGGAGCCCUUUGCCGGGUUCCUUUGCAGAUUGGGGGGGCGCAAACAGUGCCCGCCGAGUCCCAGGGUCACAGGCUUCACCCGCCUGUGAUUUGAAGGGUCCCCGCUGCGCCGAAGCGGUGUCAGACCCGAUUUUUGUGGAGCGGCUUCCCUCCGAGUUAGAGGGAAUCCGCCAUUACCGUUGGCGCCACCUCCGGAAGUCCGCGAACCAGAAAGUUUUGAGGAGGUUCAACAGUUGCCUGAAGCGGAAGCCAGGAAGUGGCAAGAGGCAAUGGGAAAGGAGUUGAACUCAGUGAGGUCCUUAGGUGUGUUCUCCACCACGAAGCUGCCAGAGGGCAAGCAGGCUGUGAGCUGUCGUUGGGUUUACAGGAUUAAGCCCACAGCGUCUGGAGAACCACAGUACAAGGCAAGGCUUGUAGCCAGAGGGUUCACGCAGAGAAGGGGGCUGCAUUAUACUGAAGUGUAUGCUCCUACUUCCCAGGGUAGACAGGUGCAAGGUUUUGCCAAAGAGCUUGGUAAGAAGUUUAAGCUCAAAAACCUUGGUCCCGUUCAGGUUUAUCUAGGCGUUAGGAUAGACGGGUCUCAGAACGGGAGUUUUUUGCUCAGUCAGAAAGGCAAGAUUGAGCAGUUGCUUGAGAAGAUCCGGAUGUCUGACUGUGCAGGGGUCAGAACGCCCAUGGAGACCAACUUCGUGAAGGACAGUCAGCUUGCGGAGCGUUCUGAGUUCCAAAACCCUGAGGUGUUUCAGUCAGCGCUAGGGAGUCUGUUGUAUCUCUCUCAGUGGAGCAGACCAGACAUAGCGUUUGUUGUGAAUCUGCUCAGCAGGGAGGCUACAAAGCCCAGUGUGAAUGCCUGGCAAGGCAUCAAGAGAGUGUUGAGGUAUUUGCAGGAUACCAAAGAGUUUUGCCUCACAUUGUCAGCUGAAGGUGACGCACGGCUUACGUGCUGGAGUGACAGCGAUUGGGCAUCUCUUGGGGACAGGAAGUCUGUGUCUGGGCUGGUGGUAAAGUUCGGGAAUCCCUGGUUGGGUGGAAGUCCCGGAAGCAAAGUCUUAUUGCACUUUCUUCCACUGAGGCGGAGUUCAGUGCGUUGUCGGAUUUGUGCAGGGAGUUGGACUUCUACCGGUGCUUGAUCCAAGAGAUCUUUGGGGAUUGUUACUUGCCCAUAACUGUUUGGGGAGACAGUCAACCUUGUCUUAAGUUGGCAGAGUCUGGACAGUUCAAGUCCAGAACCAAGCAUUUGGACAUACGUUUCCAGAAUGUAUGUCAGAGUGUCCAAGCAGGUUGGAUACGGCUCAAGUAUUGUUCGAGCCGGGAGAACCUAGCUGAUGGGUUUACCAAACCCUUGACCUUCCAGCGACAUGGAGAGUUCUGUGAAGGGUUGUGUUUGGGGUGAGUUAUACUCACAGUUUCCCUCAGGAUGCGAGACGAGAGGGGGUGUGAGGAGAAUCAGAACUUACAGGGUUAAACAGUUCUGUGUGACGUCUCACAUUCUGAGGCGUGGUUUGGUUCACAUACGGGAAUCUUUCUUUGUGUGUGAGUUUCCUAUCGUUUUUGGCUGAGAGGCAAGAAGGAUGUCUGCUCUCUCGCCAAGACUGAUUUAUGAUGUUUUUCUUCUCAUUAAAGGCUGUUAGAGAUUAGCAAGAAGCCUGCGUUCAGUUUGAUUUAUUAUCCACACACAAGGCAACACCUUCUACCGCUGCUAAAGAACUCUGCUAAGAGCUUCAAAGAGCUCACAUCUUCUAUCGGCACAAGCGUCCAAAGGCACAGGUGAAGUGUGCCGCGCGCCAUCUUAUCUCACAAAACAGACAGUGGUUGUACAUGUAGCAUACUCCAGAAGUGCUUGUACCAUCCAUGGUGUCACUUCCAAAACUAGCAUCUGCAAAGAUUUCAAGACCUCCAGUCUUCUGACGGGUGAACCUCAGCCUGUAGUGCAUAGUCCCCUUCAAAUAGCGGGCUAUGCACUUCAGAGCUUUCCAAUCCUGAACAGUAGGAUUGUUAGCAUGUCUGCUAAGCAGGUUAGUGCUUACAGCUAUGUCAGGUCUUGAACAUCUAGCAGUGAAAUUCAGCUUGCCUAGAAUGCAUCUGUAAAGUGUGGUGUCAGAAAAUGCUUCAGCAGUACUAUCUACCUGGUAACCUGUCACCAUCGGUGUGUCUGCUGGGUUUGCAUCAACCAAAUUCAACCUGGUUAAUACAUCAGCAAUUUUCUGUGUUUGGUGUACCAGAAAAUUACCUGCUUGGUCCCUCUCCACCUGCAGAGAAAGAUAGUUGGAUACCUCACCAAGAUCCUUCAUGUCAAAGUGCUCCUUCAGCUGAGCUAGGGUGCUUUGGUACAAAGCUUGAUUCUUCCAAAACAGAAGACGAUCAUCAACAAAACACAAACAUUACAGUUUGUUUUGCCCUUCCUCCUUGACAAACACACAUGGAUCAGCUUUGCCUUUGUGAAAACCUAGAGAAAGCAAUGUCUCAGUGAGUUUUGUGUCCCAACACCUGGCACUCUGCUUGAGACCAUAUAAGGAUUUCUGCAGUUUACGGACCAUUCCCUUCUGUAUCUGCAUUCCAUCAGGUGGAAGCAUAUACAGCUCCUCCCCCAAAGCCGCGUACAAAAAAGCUGUGUUCACGUCGUGAUGAGAAACAUGCACUUUCUCCUCUGCAGCAAUCUUGAGCAUUAGCCUAAUGCUCUCAUACUUGACGGUGAGUGAGUAGGUCUCGUGGUAAUCCUGUCCUGGUACCUGUGAAAAACCUCUGGCAACCAAUCUGGCUUUGUGUCUGACAACCUUGCCAGUCUGGUUUGUCUUGGCCUUGAAGACCCUUUUGCUGCCAACCAGUCUCAUUCCUGGGACUACUGGGACUAGCUCCCAGGUUUGGUUCCUAUCCAAGGAAUCAACUUCAGCCUUCAUAGCAUUAAGCCAUGGCUCAGCAUCUUUAAAGGUCAACUCUUGAACCUCUUUGAAGCUUGAAGGUUCCCAUACCUUCUCUGAGCUACUAAGAACAGCAGUUGCUGUCUUAGCAAACUCAUCAGCAAAUCUCUUUGGAGGUUUGCCUUUUGUGGCCCUUUCAGAUGUGCGUACUAGACGCAAGUCUUCUGCACUCAUCUCCUCCUUCUUAGGAGAAAAGUGGCCAAUGGUGAACAGUGGUUCUUCCAGUUCAGUGUCAGACGCAUCAGAUAGUCUGACUGAGGCCUUUGCGCUCUUGUAGUCUGCUGUGUCAUCACUGUCACUGACAACAGCAGCAGUGCUGCCCACUGAGCUGGAAUCCGAACUCUGAUCAUCAUCCUCAGCUUCCUCUUCUACCUCAACAUCAUAUGCUUCUUUCACAUCGUCUUCUUCCUCCUCUGAGUGACUCUGGAAAAUUCGCACAUUUCUCCCCCACUUGGGAUUGUACUCAACACUCUUUGUGAACCUAAUGGACUUAGAGUCAGUCAUGAAUACCCUGUAUGCACCUUUUUCGUACCCCAUGAACAAACCAUGUGCCCCACGCUUCCCAAGCUUGCUGCUCUGUGGGGUGUGGACCCACAUGUCAGAACCAAAGAUUCUCAUGUGCUUGACGUAAGGUUUCUUACCAAACAUCUUCUCAUAGGGAGUACAACCAAUAGGUGAUGACAGUCUCCUGUUAUAGGAAUAAAGGAAGCACAAUAAAGCUUCGCCCCAAUAUUUCUCAGGGAGAUUGGCAUCAUGCAACAAGGUUUUUAGGCCUUGCAGCAAAGUUUCAUUUGCUCGCUCACAAAGUCCAUUCUCCCAUGGAGAUCUAGGAGUUGAGAGGCUAUGUUACUAGGGGCGCAUUGGAAGAUGGCCGACAAUAACAUCUCUCCGACCCACACGAGGUAAUUAAGAGGCUGUGAUGGGAGUAUGCAGCCUCCCUGCCCCCCCCCAUGUGAGUGGGGGGGACUGCCCUUGCCUGGUGUGCCCUAUACCACUCCCGAACCCGAGGGGGUGGGGGCACUAGGCAGAAAGCCCUUGUGUGGACUUCGGCUCUCCUGGACGCUGUCUCUGAUUCGCACCUCUAGCUGCAGCAACUUCAAAAGAAACAAUUAGGAGGAAGCAAACACACAUAUUUCAAGGAAGAAUGGGGAGUAAAGACUGCUAAUUGAAGAGAUCUCUGAGAAAGAAGACGGAUCGGAUAAACAGGAAUAUAUCAUGAGAAGACACACCAAGGCUCGGUAUGUCGGCAACGGGACUGGAUGGGGGGGGGGGACUUUCCUUUCUUUUCUCUAUGUGAUUAACCAAGAAUCCCCCCCCCACUAGUCAGAAAUGCCACUUAAAUUACCUAAACUGAUGAUUUAAGACUGUGUGGAGAUAAUUUCUAACCAAAAGCAUGUUUUGAGGAGAUCGUGGAAAGUAUAAGAGCUUUGGGAUGACGCAGUAAAAAACAGUGUCGCCAUUUUGGCAAGUUCUGUCGAAAGACUUAUGUCUGGGAGGAGGAAUGGAUCUGUUUUCAUAUUGCGGGCGAGCCUCCUCAGAGGACUAAAGAAGGCGACAGAUUUGCGAAGAUUAAUGAUGGAAAGAGUGCUUUUAUUUAUGGAAGUGAUGAUAUAUGGAAACCAUCUUGAUAUGGUGAUUGGACGAACGAAAAAAUUCACACAGGAUUACAACUGGUGUUUACCUGCUUAAGGAGAUUAUCAGAAGAGAUCACAAAGAAAAAAGAAAAAUAUAUGAAUAAGAUGAGAUGUGGGAACAGCAAGAUAGGACUGGAUAGAAUUAUGAACAUUAUUUGGACAGAUUUGUGGAUAUUAACGCAGCAGCAAGAAGAUGAUUGGAAUCCCCUUCGGAACUUGAAAUAUGGGUACCCCCAACAAAAAAAUUAAAAUUCGGCUAUGUAAUUCGGAAUUUAUGUGAUGCAAUUUGAUUUGAUUUGAUGGUUAAUAAAAAUUAUUUUUUUUUAAAAAAAGGAGUUGAGAGGCUAUGUUGGAUUGCCUUCUCAGUCAGGAAAGCUUCAAACUGCUGAGAAGUGAAUUCACCGCCUCGAUCAGUAAACAAACAGCCAAUGUGUUUACUGUGAGGAUUCUCCAACCAAGCACAGAAUGCCUUGAACUUAGGAAACACUUCUGACUUCUGUUGGAGCAUAAACACAUGAAUGUACCUGGAAAAAGAAUCAAUUAAAACCAUGAAGUACCUUGCUCCACCCAAAGAGAGCGCAAGUGGACCAACUAGGUCUGCGUGGACUAGCUGAUAGGGAUUGGAAGCCUGUCUGCUAGACACCUUGCCUUUCAGAGCAACCUUCACCUUGUUCUCUGCACAAGAUACACAUUUCAUGUGAAACUUACAGGGCUUGAUAUUCAAACCCUGAACCAACCCAGGUAUCUUGGCCAGUGCCUGCCAAGACAUGUGACCAAAUCUUUGGUGCACCUCGUGAAUACAUCCUGCAUGAAGAACUUUGUUAGUUUGUGCAACACAACAUGAUUCAACAUUAGACACAUCAACAGUAUUGUCAUCAUAAGUUAUACAGAACAAGCCAUCUAUAAACUUUGCAUGCAAAAUGUCCUCUUUGCCUUUCCUGAUGACACAGACGCUCCUCUUGAAGGAAAUCUCAAAGCCACGCCCAGUCAGCUGUGGGACGCUGAGCAAAUUGUCUGCAGAAUCUGGAACAAAAAGUACUUCGCUGAUGGUUGAGUGCAGACUUGCCAGUUUCACUGUCCCGACUCCUGCAAUUCUCAACGUCUUUCCAUCAGCCUGUUGGAUCUCUCAUUCUUGAGGCGUGAAGGAGAUAAACAGAUGCCGAUUUACACACGUGCCUUGUGGCUCCAGAAUCGACAACAAAUUUGCCUUUGGCCUUUGGAGAAGCAGUUCCCGCAAACAAAACCUUGUUUUCCACCGGCUUGGGCUGCUGCUUGCCCCCCCUGCUCCUGGCCAUCUGCAGGCUUUUGUCUCUGUUUACAUCUUGCCUUCCGACUUCUGCGAAGAUGACCUUGGUUCUCACAGGAAACAGAGCUCUCAGCUGCCGACUCCUUCGCUCCCUCUGGAGGCUGGAAUGCUGCCUGGGAUGAUGUCAUAGUCAGCUCCCCCUGCAGCUUGCAACCGGUGCCCUCGGCAUCCCUGCAACCACUCGCAAUCUGGGAAACAGCCAGGCCCUCCGACACAGUCAAACUCUGUGCUGGGAAGGCUGCCAGAUGGGCUACUUUCAAAGCAUUCCACAUCUGACUUGCUGUCGUGUUGCCAGCCAGUGUUACAAUUUCCUCCAGAGAGAUGGACAAGACGAUCACGUCUAUGGCCCUUGAAUCCUCGGCCCUCCAUCUAUCUGUCAGAGGAACUGGAGGGGCUUCAUACACAGUGUGCCACACUCCAAACUGUCUCAACAGGCUCUCACAGUACCUUGCCCAGGUCUGAUAGUUGUGGCCAUUAAGCUUUGGGUAUGGAACCCCAUCUGAGGCUUGUAAAAGCUCCAUUUCAGCUCUUCAGCCGUGAGCCUUAUUCCCUUCAAAGACUCCUUAUCUUUGGCAGGUCAUAAAUUACGAGGCCUUCUGGCUCUUCUCUGCCAGCCUAAUUAGUCUGCCGGACUUCAAAAUCUCUGCCACGGCAUCAGAAAAGCCUCCCUUUUCCACAUACCUCUCGCAGUCUUUUGCAGUCUUACUCUCCUGUAAGUGCUGUGAAUCUGGGCCCAUAACCUUGUUGUUGGGAUACUGCCAGGGAGGCAGAGGCAUCAGGUAGCCUACACGUCAUCUCCAGAUGAUCACCGGUCUCCCGUGGAAACAGCAUCAGUCAAUUAGCGACACGAGCCUCAGACACAUUCCAAGACUCAUGCACGCCCUUUUCAGCAGUCUCCGCAACGGAAGAUUCAGACAGAAGAGCAUAUUUACAGCUUUAUUCAACGUAGGUCAGAACAAAGGAAAAACAUGACUGCUUGCAUCCGUGUCGAGGAAAACAGCCAGAACAAAAGCUAUAUACAAAACGGAAGUUCCCAGCGAGAACAGUGCAGGGAGUAAACAGGCAUGUGACACACAGCAAUCAUGCCUGACUCUUUUAAGGAGGAACGGAACUAUAUCCUAACAAAAACAGGGUUUUGGACUGGAUAGGCAUGGGGUAUGGACACUUUCUAAGCCCAAGGACCACCAUGCCAGUGCUGGAGAGGUCCAGAGGCAAUAGUGGACGGAGCAAUGAUUAUAAAUUGUCCCUUUAUAGGGACAUUUGUCCCUGUAGGCUGAUUUCUUCUCACAUCCACUUGCUGUUCUCCAUUCAGGCAAGCCAAAGGCAUUGUCAGAGUUCAAGGGCACAUUUUGGCCAAGGAAGGUGCAAAGUGGGGUCAUGUGUGUUAUCUGGGGAAGGUCCCAAGGACUAGGCAGGGGAGCCCUUACAUUUGUCCCCCAGACCUGAUGUUACCCACCCCUGUGAUGAUGGGCCUUUGGUCUGACCCUACAGGGCUGCUUUCUUUGGCUUUCCUCCUUUACUUUAGAAUAUUAUUAUUUUAUGCUGCUUUUCAGGACCAAGGCUGAUUCGAAGGGGGUUGCAGAUAAAUAAGUAAAAGUCACACAAUUAAAUAACAGCAUUGCAGCUCUGGUCUUCAGAACCACAUACAGUUGAAAAUUUCCAAAAGCUAAAAAAAGAGCAACAUAAACACACAAAAAUGGCACACAUCCCCACCGACCGUCAAGUCAGCCUGUGUCAUCAGAUGCCAUCAUGCUGACAAUAGGGAGGGUGUUCUAAUGCCCCACCAGCUUCCUAACCAAAGGUGAAUUGGAAAAGGAGUGUCUAAAAGAAAAUGGGGGUGGAAACAAAUGUCUCUCCCAGAGAAGGAUGUUACAUAGGCGAAGAGGCCACCACCAGAAAGGCUCCAUCACACAUUCCUUCCUACUAGCCAGAUCUGUACCUGCUGUCAUGUUGGUGAGGUGAAGGCAAACAAAUUGGUUCAGUUCUUGGCUCAGUGUCACACACUUCCCGUGUGAGCCAUAAGUUUGUUUUUACAGGAGAGGCUCAAAAGAUGGUGUGUGCGAUGAUGUCACUCCCAGUGUGAAUCUUGCCCAAUGGCUUUUUUGCAUUCCUAGGAAAAGGCCAAGAUGUUACUGGCUGUAUGAGAGAAGCUGCAAGCAGACUUUCAAGCAGACCUUGAAUACUUUUUAUUUCCCAUGCACCUAGUGUCUCUUCGCAUCCUUCCUUUUUUACGUACGUUUCUUUGUGAGGGAAUGGCCCUGAAAAGCAACUCAGAAAAUAACCUUUUUUGGGGGGUGGGGAAUAAAGACCCCCUUCCUCAGCUGUCACCAGUCAUUCCCAUUAGGCUGCCUCAGUAGGAGAGAUGGGAAGCAGGGCUCAUCCCAUCAACUCUGCCAGAAUACCAGCUCCAUCAAGCCAGCUGGUCCUUAUAAGAAUGGCUGUUUAAGAACGGGUGCCCAGAUUUGCUUUUUUCCUCUUCCCUUCUUGUCCCAUUUUCCUCGUUUGUCAUGUGUUGUCUUUUUUUAAGCUUGUAAGCCAGCCUUGUUUUCAGUUGAUUUCACAGAUACAGGCUGCUCGAGGAGCCUUUUUCAGGGGCUGGAACUGAAGAGUAAUGUGCAAACACUGAUAAAUAAAUAAAUAAAGCUUGGCAUCAGUUAAAAUGAAAGUGGGGAUGACAGGAAAUGGCAUCAUAGACUUGGGAAUGUCUUGCUUUCCUCCUGGUCUGCUUGUGACAGGUCAGGGGUGUGUGGUUAGCUUGUCUCUAGGGUGCAACACACCGCUGUGCUGAAAUGGUUGCAGUUUUGCUGGCAACAUCAGAAAACAGCUACCUUAGCAACUGCUAGCUUCCCCCCUCCUUUCCCCCAUCUUUUGCUGAGAGCUGCUGCUGGUGGUGGCAGCAGCAACUGCUGCUUUUUCAUGCAGGUGCUCUAGAGCGGGAGUUCUUGGCCUGUUUUUCUUUUAAUUCAUGUCUAAGGUUUUUCUUCCUAAGGACAUGCCUGCAGAAUCUAGCCAUCCCUUUUGCAGUAAGUGCUGUGCGGAGGGUAAAGAAGGCAGCUCUUAAUGAGAAACUCUCCCAUCCCCAAACCCCCCUCUCUCUUCCUCGCUGUCUCUCUCUCUCUUUGGUGCAUUCUUGGGGGGGGGGAGAGUGGAGAGUUGGGGGUGAUGGUUGCCGAUUUGCAGUUCUCGGGGACAUCCGGACUCUCUUGAAUGAAGGCCAGCAGGAGGUCGAGGUUCCCCUUAGAUGGGAAGUUGGGGGGGAAUGCAGUGCUGUAAAUCCGAUAGUUCACGUCUCCUUUGCAGACAUAGAUUGCAACUCUAAACAAAAAAGAGGAAAAAUCUAGCUAAGGCCUGCCUCUGCCUAAAGCUGUUCCUUUCUGCUUCCCCACCCCAUUCCCGCUUUUGCCUCUUGAAUUAAGCAAUGCUUUUCUCUCUCUCUCUCUCUCUCUCUCUCUCUCUCUCUCUCUCUCUCACACACACACACACACACACACACAGAGAGAGAGAGAGAGAGAGUGUCUCUUACAGGGAGAGUUCAGAAUCCUGAGUUCUGACAUCCAAAAAGGUGUUGAGCCUGAUCUACGUUCUUUGCUUUGCCCAAGAGGCCAAAACCAGAGAGGACUCAUCAGACUAUUGUCCCCCCCCCCCCAAUUUCCUUUUUUUUAGUUGCACCUUAAAAAAGGAGGGCAGAGGGUAUUUUGAAAUAUUUACUGACUUCAUGCUUUCUAGGAUGAAAUGGGGGCUUUUGAAAGUGUGUCAGGGUCCCAUUGCUUCUGCAGCACAAAUAAAGCCCCUCUUCCCCACAAGUUCAGGUCUGUGGGGCUUCUGCACCGGGAAAUGUCCUAACUCUGAUUUCUUCUUUCUUUGCUCUUUUUGCCUUGCCUUUCUCUCUCUUUCUCUCUCUCUCUGCUAUUUUGACUUUUUAUUUAUUCUUUUGCUUGUGUAUGUCCCCUUCUCUUUGUUUUUCUUUGUUUGCCUCUGUGUUUGCUCAGGUGGCUUUGGAGCUGCUCCUGUGUUCGGCAGCCCUCCCACUUUUGGGGGCUCCCCCGGGUUCGGAGGGGUGCCAGCAUUCGGUUCAGCCCCAGCCUUUGCAAGCCCUCUGGGCUCGACAGAAGGCAAAGUCUUCGGAGAGGGGACGGCGGCUGCCAAUGCUGGAGGAUUUGGGUAAGCCACAACAACAACAGCAACAAAACAACAGGGUCUUGGGAGGGGGGGGGGGUUGCAGUGAUAUCCAGGUGCCCCAUUUUUCUUUUUUAGUUUGAAUAAAUAUUCUGCAAGCCACCCUUCAUUUCACUACAUUUCAUUAUAUUGAUUUCUUUAAUCAGAUUUCUUAUUUACCCUUUGCCAGAAGGUCCUGGGGCAGGUAACAGCAAUGAAUUACAGUCAUACCUCAUGUUACGUUUGCUUCAUGAUACGUUUUUUCAGGUUGCAUCCCACGGUGACCGGGAAGUACCAGAAAGGAUUACUUCCGGGUUUCGCGGCUCGCGCAUGUGCAGAUGCACAAAAUGACGUCAUGCGCAUGUGCAGAAGCGGUGAAUUGCAACCCAUGCGUGCGCAGACGUGGCACUGCGGGUUAUGUUCUAUUCAUGUUGCAAACGGGCCUCCAGAACAGAUCCCGUUCGCAACCAGAGGUAUCACUGUAUACAAUUUUCACCAAACCCCACCCACCUGUGCAAGGGACAGUUGCCAUUGUGCAGUCAGGAACCUUAAAGCCAGGGAAGCUUGCUUUCAUUGCAAAUCACCAAGCUGGUUAGGAUUGGCUGCACUACAGAGUUCCCCAUGGAGAACUGUAUAGCAAAGUGAGCUGGGAUUGGAAGUCAAGCAGUGCCUAUCAGCUUACUUCAAGCUCCAUGGGGCUGCUGCUGCCAGCUGAUCUUUGGUGCUUGCAAAGAGCCAAACCCAGGGAGCCCCUGCUUAGUGCAUUGAAACCUUGACCAUCAGCUGAUCAGUGGUACUACAACACACUGUGCUAUUUUAUUUAACAGCCUUAUACAGUGCUUUGAAGUCCUCAUUGUGGGGACUUCAAAGCACCCCAUUGCCUGAUGUCAUUGUGAUGUCAGUUGAUUGGCAGACAGGUGGCUCUGUUAAUAAAAGGAAGGCAGAUGCACCUCACCAAGGAGGGCAUUCCACCAACAGGGAGCCACCAUUGAGCAGACCCUGUCCGGGCAGAACACCAAUCCAGGCAGCAGUACCAACAUGGCCUCCCUUGCCAUCUACAGCACCCAAGUUGGCUGAUUAUGGAUUUCUGCCUUCAUCUAGCUCUUUUUGCUUCACUUAUCUUUUUUAAAAGCCACACCCUCUUUAACCCACCGCUUGCUCCUGCUUUCUGUUCCACAGGUUUGGUGGCACAGUCAACACAGUGUCAUUCGGAACACUGGCAAGCCAGAACACCCCUACCUUUGGAUCACUCUCUCAGCAGCCUACGGGUUUUGGCACACAAGGCACUGGCUUCUCCGCUUUUGGGUCGAGUGGAGGAGGAGGUAUGAGCUGUUCUUGACCCUAAAUAGGAGGGAGCUUGGAGAGGUGGGAGCGUGGGGAGCUUCAGCACUUGGUCAGUCAUAAACUGUUAGGGGCUGGAUUUCAGAUGCAAACCAAGCUUAAUCGUAUCUUAAAGGGGAGCAGGGGUUGCUUUUUAAUUUUUUAUUGCAUUUAUGUCCCACCUUUCUCUCCAAGUUGCUGAGGGUGGUGUACAUGGUUUCUCUCCCUCAUUCAACGACUCACAACAACCCUGUGAGGUAGGUUAGGCUGAGAGGCAAUGACUGGCUCAAGGUCACACCCAGUGAACUUUGUGGCUGAGCGUGGAUUUAAACCCUAGUCCAACACUUUUAACUGGCUACACCACACUGGCUCUCUGUUGGAGAGACUGAGGGACAUAACUGUAUCCAGCGUACAUCCUUUCUAUCCCCUUUCGGGGUGGGAAAAUAGAAAGAAAUGUAUAUGUUUAACCAUACUUUUAAAACCUUUAUGUGAGGGUUAGAGCCUUUUUAACCACCUAGAGACAACUGCAGUUAAGCAGUACAUAAAUUGUUUAAAUAUUUUUAGCAAUUUACAAAACACACCAAAGCUGAUGUUAAGCCCCCAAACCCAGAAACCUUCCGCCGCCAUUCAUUUCUCGGGCUUAUUGCUCUCUGCACCUUCUGAGUAGGAGUUUGCAAAGUCUGCUCAUGAGCAUGUGCAGAGUUUCCAUCCCCUUGUCCUUGUCCUCCACCUGGUUCUUAGAUGUUUUGAGGAUUUUUUUCUCAGAACAGGGAAAAUGGAAGUCCUCCUUCACACAGCCCAUAAUUAAAAUUUGCUCUCACAAGAAGUAGUUACAGCCACUAACUUGGGUGGCUCUAAAAGGGGGUUGGACAAAUUCAAGGAGGAAUUAGGCUGUGUUCUACCUCUGCUGUCAGAGGGAAGGUGCUCCCAGUUGCUGGGAAUCACCCCCAAGAAGCUGCUAACGGUUGACAGUACUGAGCUAGAUGGAACCAAUGGUCUGACUCUUUAGAAGGCAGCUCCCUCUGUGUAUGAAUUAAAAGAAGAGCUUUGGUUGCAGGUUAGAGUUAAACACUAGAUGGAGAACUGGUGUGAUUGGAUACUGGUUAGGGGGCAGAGAGAAACUGUGCUGAUGUGACAGUGUGGCUUUGAGGCUGGCUUGGAAUCCUGACACCGUUCCUUAAUAUGUGUUUUGUAAUAUAACCUAUCCAAUAACCCCUUUAACAUUGCAUUUCCCCUCACCCCUUACAGGCUUUGGCUUUGGAUCGUCUAAUGUGUAA
This is a messenger RNA of Podarcis lilfordi (Lilford's wall lizard), 25725 nucleotides long. NCBI's taxonomy places the organism in Eukaryota, Metazoa, Chordata, Lepidosauria, Squamata, Lacertidae. The record is from the annotation of a GenBank genome assembly.